AUGCUAUCCUCUUUGCUGGAAUCUAUUCAUGUUGGAUACAGAUCUACUGUAUUUGCUGCAAUCGGACUACGAGAAUACACCAAAUCUGGAUUUGAACGUGCUUCUCUGUCGUUUACGCCGGGUGCUUUGGAUAAGGACCUCAAGGAAAAGACUAUAAUUGUCACUGGUGCCAACUCUGGAUUAGGUUUCAGCACAGCCAAGGAAUUCGCUCAACGAGGUGCCAAUGUCUUGAUGCUAUGUCGAAACCCUCAAGCUGGUGCGAAAGCUAAAGACGAGAUUGUUAAGGAGACUGGAAACCAACACGUCCAAGUCGCGAUAUGUGACGUGUCACUGCUCCACUCUGUAAAAUCAUUCGCAGACUCGUUUGUUGCAGAACACAAGCCCCUGCACGUUCUUGUAAACAAUGCCGGAGCCAUGUCUACGAAACGGGAGCUGACUAGUGAAGGGAUUGAGACUAGUUUUGCACUCAAUUCUUUAGGAACGUAUUUCUUGACGAGGUUGUUGACUCCUGUGCUGGAGUCUACCGAUGAUGCGAGGGUCGUUACUGUAUCAUCAGCUGGAAUGUACAACAAAGCACUUGAUGCCGAUGACUUGGAAUUCGAGAAACUGAAUCCAUAUGAUGGUGUCAUGUCGUAUGCUCAAGACAAGAGGCGACAAGUCGAAAUGACUAAUCGAUGGGCAGAAGAACAAACCACAAAAUACGGAUCUGGCAAAGAAAGAGUCUUGUUUUAUACAAUGCAUCCAUGCUGGACUGAGACGCCCGGUGUUGAAAAGUCGCUUCCUGGAUUUUAUAAUGCUUUGAAGAACUCGUUACGAACACCACAACAAGGCUGCGACACAACAAUAUGGGCAUCCAUAUCGGACGAAGUGCGAGUGAAGGCACAACCAGGUAGUUUCCUGCAAGACAGAGCACCGGCAAGGCAACAUCUUAUUGGUGCUGGCACACAAACUACGAAACAGGAAGUUGACAAGUUUAUUGAGAAGUGUGAUGCGAUUAUUGAGAAGGUGCUGGGGCCUGGUGCAAAGACUUGGUAG
Messenger RNA from Synchytrium microbalum, 1035 nucleotides. RefSeq lists its product as uncharacterized. NCBI's taxonomy places the organism in Eukaryota, Fungi, Chytridiomycota, Chytridiomycetes, Synchytriales, Synchytriaceae. The transcript has 7 exons. The record is from RefSeq and is a predicted model, not a curated record. Bases 1 to 1035 code for a protein of 344 amino acids.